AUGCCGAUUCAACCUGUUAUAACGUUUUCACCUUCCUAUUCGGCUGCAGAGGAGGAGGGGGUGUGGAAUGAGGCCGCCUGGUACUCCUAUUCGACUGCAGAGGAGUCAUCCGAGGCUACAGAGGGCUGUGUCGUGGCAGCAGAAACGUCUGAUGAUGCUGCAGGGUUCUCCUUUGAGGCCUCAGUGGAUAAUUCCGGUCCUACUGAGAGUCUCGCUGAUGCUAAAGGGGAUUCUAUUGACGCUGCAGAAUACAUCGACUUCAGCAGUCAGUUCAGCUUUGGGUUGACUUGGGCAAACGUUACGAGAGAAGUGCUCAGUGGCGUUUACAGUAACUUGAAGAAGGGCGGAAAUGGUUGCUCAGGAACGGCAGCGAUCGUGUCUACAGGAGUGGCUGCUGACGUGGGCGUUGCGGUGGAUGCUGAUGUGGCUGCUGCGCUGGAUGCUGACAUGGUUGUUGCGGCUGCUGCUGGCGUGGAUGUUGCGGUUGAUGCUGACGUGGGUGCUGCAAUGAAAGCUGACGUGGGAGGUGCGGUUGAUGCUGACAUGGGUGCUGAAAUGAAUGCUGAUGUGGGUGGAGCGGUUGAUGCUGACGUGAGUGUUGCUGUUGAUGCUGACACGGGUGCUGUGAUGAAUGCUGAUGUGGGUGCUGCAGUGGACCCUGGCAUGGGUGCGGCAAUGGGUCCUACUGCAGGCACGGCUCUGUCACUUGCCUCUGCAGUGCUGUUGUUUGCAGGCUCAGCAAUGUUGCUUGCAGGCCCAGCUCUGUUGCUUGCUGGCACAGCUCUUUUGCUUGCUGGCGCAGCAAUGUUGCUUGCGGACGAGAAUCCAGCCUCGAGAAAAGCAGCAGUCGGUCUCAAGUCAGACAGUGCAGGAGCUCUUGCGGUGAAGACCAUUGCUGCGGAGGGGAGAAACGUUCCGGUUGUGCCUGUGUGUUCUGAAAAGGAUAUGAGGCGCAGUGCACAAUCUGAGGGGAAAAACGGCAAUGUGAGGGCAAGGGUGGGUGCAAUGAGGCGUCCCUGGCGGCUGUGA
Molecule: messenger RNA, 1029 nt
Organism: Closterium sp. Yama58-4
Lineage: Eukaryota; Viridiplantae; Streptophyta; Zygnematophyceae; Desmidiales; Closteriaceae
Source: the annotation of a GenBank genome assembly